UUAGGUUUUCUUUUUUUAGCCUGCAAGACCUUUUGCUAAAUUAAUAAACGCCGAUUUAGUGUAUGUGUCAGAUAGAUACUAACUGGCUUUGCACAACAAAUAAACACUUAACGAACUUUAAAAGCUAUAGUUAAGUGAAUAGACACAUUUCGGGGAGGAGAACAGAAUAGAACAGAGUGAAGGCAUAACUCAGAAGAGCCAUAUGUGAACUCAGUAACUAAGAGUUUAAUAAACAGAUUUCUGAAUGGAAAAUCAGGAGAAAGUGGAUGUUCCUGUCUUCUCUGCUGUGGAUCAGGAGCUUUUCGAAAAGGACAUCUAUCCAUUGAGAAAGCCAGCAGUUCUUAAAGGAGUACCUUUAGGACCAUGCUUGGAGAAAUGGACCGUGGAUUACCUGGCAGUGAAAGGAGGUGAAAGGGAGGUCAAAAUCCAUGUGUCUUCUGUGCCCCAGAUGGACUUCUUGCAUAAGAAUUUUGUAUACAGGACUUUGCCCUUUGGAGAGUUUGUCCAUAGAGCUGCAGCUGCAGAGCACCAGGAGUUUUUCAUCAGCAAGGAUGAGAGUUACUACUUGCGAUCACUUGGAGAAGAUGCUCGUAAGGAGCCUGCUGACCUGAAGAAGCAGUUCCCUGAGCUGGCUAAUGAUUUCCACAUACCUCCGUUCUUUGAUCCUAAACAGUUUUUCUCCAGUGUGUUCCGCAUAAGCUCACCUGGGCUGCAGCUAUGGACGCAUUACGAUGUAAUGGACAACCUGCUGGCUCAGGUGACUGGGAGAAAACGUGUUGUUCUUUAUAGCCCCCAAGAUGCCCUUCACUUAUACCUGUCAGGUGAUAAGUCUGAGGUGUUGGAUAUCGACUCUCCAGAUUUGGAGCAGUACCCAGAUUUUGUAAAAGCACGUCGCUAUGAAUGUGUCCUACAACCGGGGGACCUUCUUUUCAUCCCAGCCCUGUGGUUCCACAACACUUUGGCUCUGCAGUUUGGCGUGGGCAUCAAUGUCUUCUGGCGCAACCUACCAGUGGAAAGCUAUGAUAAGAAGGAUCCGUACGGAAACAAGGACCCGCUGGCGGCUUUGCGGGCCCUGCAAGCUGUGGAUCGGGCGCUGGCAACGUUGGACGAGCUGCCAGACGACUUUCGGGACUUUUACGCCCGCCGCAUGGUGCUACGAAUCCAGAGCCGGGCAUAUGCUUCACAACUUGCAGAAACUGUACAAGGAAAAUGAUUGAUUUUGGCCUGAAGUAAUAAAAACAACCUAAUCUUUACCACA
Molecule: messenger RNA, 1258 nt
Organism: Pygocentrus nattereri (red-bellied piranha)
Lineage: Eukaryota; Metazoa; Chordata; Actinopteri; Characiformes; Serrasalmidae
Gene: tyw5
Product: tRNA-yW synthesizing protein 5
Exons: 8
Coding region: 245-1213 (322 amino acids)
Biological process (GO): wybutosine biosynthetic process
Molecular function (GO): 2-oxoglutarate-dependent dioxygenase activity; tRNA binding
Source: RefSeq, a predicted model, not a curated record